AUGCAGACUCUUGCGAGUUCCGCCAACGCUCCAGGCGGAAUGCCCACUUUUGACAAGACAUCCGAGCAGCUCAAAUUGCAAUCCAAGGUUCUGGAGACUCUCUUUCCCGGUUCCAAUCUGAAAGAUCUCUUGGAAAAGAGUCAAAGUGAGCUCCUCGAGCUACUCAGCGUAAACCAUGUCUCUCCACGCAGCAAGGUGCAUCAACUGCCUCCUCAUAUGCCCAUCACGCCAGGUCCACCCCCCGUUCUUCCUCAAAGACGAGAACGAGAAGAAGAUGACCAAUUUGCCUCGGGCUCACCUGCUCAGGGGUCCGCCUCCGUGUCGGAAAAUGAAGAAGCGGCCGAGGAACGCCAAUGGGACGAAUCUCUCGACCAACCUGCUACCGUUGCCAGUGACGAUAUCAACGCCAUCGGAUUGGCUGCAGACAAUCACCAUGCGCGCUCUUAUCUCGGCGUAACAUCCAUGAGCGCCGUAUUCAGAACCAUAUUUCAAUUGUGCCCUGCCGCCAAGGAGCACACCAACAAAUGUGCCAGAUCGCUGGCUGCAGUGCCCUCACCAGUAUAUCCGACAGUGCCUGUUACCGGCAGAGACCCAGCACUGAGUGUUCUGCGGGAACAGCGUUUUAUUGACUUUUAUUUCGAACAUAUCCAUCCCCUUACUCCACUAUUAGAUGAACAAGACUUUCGAAGUCAGUACGCAUCUGGCACUCGUCGGGAUGGGUCGUGGAUGGGACUCUUGAACAUGGUCUUUGCUUUGGGAUCGAUAGCUUCUGGAAGCGAGGGUUUGCACGAGCAGUAUUAUCGGGAAGCCCGCUCAUUUACAGGAUUGGAUAGUCUAGGGUCUGGCAACCUUGAAAGUCUGCAGGCCCUAUGUCUCCUCGGCGGAUACUACUUACACUAUCGGAACUCGCCCAACAUGGCCUAUGGCAUCCUCGGUACAGCCCAGCGGGUAGCCAUUGCGCUCGGUCUACACCGUGAACCCCGCAGGGCCAUGGAGACACCAGACCCUGGCGAAAUGGAAUCAUGUCGAAGGCGUGUUGAAACCAGAAGACGAACAUGGUGGUCCUUUUUCUGCCUCGACACGUGGGCUUGCAUGACCCAAGGUCGCCCUACAUGCGGUCGAUGGGAAAGCAGCACCAUGGACACAUACUUUCCAUCGUGUCUCUACCCAGAUGACCAAGAGGCUACAUUGCUCCGAGCCAACAUUGAGUUCUGUCUAAUCUUCGAACGGGCCCAGCAUCGCUACGCCCAGUUCAGCCGUCUCUCCAACCAGGAGAUUCUAGCCCUCGACGCCGAACUGCAAACGUGGUACAAGAGCCUCCCUCAAGAAACAAAACAAGUUGACAAUGCUCCUCAAAGGUUCCGGUUUGCCCGAGAGCUAUUAAAAACGAGAUACUACAACGCCCGGAUCAUUCUUGCGCGAUCCCUUAUACUCUACAUGGCUCACGACUUGAAGCGUAAACCCGCAGAACUUCUCCCCGAGCAAGGCCACAUUCUCGAUCACUGUUGCUCCAUUGCCGCAGAGGCAAUCGACUCCACAGCACGAUACUGGUCCCCGAACCGCAUUCACGUGUGGCAUUCCGCAUGGUAUCUGUUCCAGGCAUGUACCGUGCCGCUGCUUAGCAUUGCAAUCAACAGAAAUAUGGAACAGCGUCAACAGAAACAAGUAUCAUCACCAUCAUCAGACAGAGUCGUCUCUUGGCAGACGAGCUUGGCAAAAGCGCUGGACACAUUUGCCGAAAUGCGGCCAUGGAUGCGAACAUCUGAUCGAUCCCCAGAUAUAGUGUCUGCCUUGUACGAAGCCCUGACAGCUGCUGGGGAAGUAGACGGCCAAACGCCUUCUGCGACGGACGGGAGCUUGGAUCUGUUUGGCUGGUGUGAUGAUCAGCUUACAGAGUUGGAUUGGAGAGUGUUUCUAGGUGAUGAAGGCUUGGCCAGGGGGAUGUAUCCAGUGUGA
Messenger RNA from Metarhizium robertsii ARSEF 23, 1956 nucleotides. Its product is annotated as fungal specific transcription factor domain-containing protein. The transcript has 2 exons. NCBI's taxonomy places the organism in Eukaryota, Fungi, Ascomycota, Sordariomycetes, Hypocreales, Clavicipitaceae. Gene Ontology annotation, molecular function: zinc ion binding; DNA-binding transcription factor activity, RNA polymerase II-specific; RNA polymerase II cis-regulatory region sequence-specific DNA binding. Bases 1 to 1956 code for a protein of 651 amino acids. The record is from RefSeq and is a predicted model, not a curated record. Gene Ontology annotation, biological process: DNA-templated transcription; positive regulation of transcription from RNA polymerase II promoter by galactose. Gene Ontology annotation, cellular component: nucleus.